CAGUCGGAGACAAUUCAGAAAUGAUUCCGCAACUGUCGAGCCCGGGUGAUGCUGCACAGCAGCAGCAGCAGCAGCGGCAGAAGCGGUGGCCAUCGUGGGCGACAUUGGCGAAUAAUCGUCCUUACUGUCUUCUUGUUGUUGUUUUGGUGCUGCUGUUGCUACUGUUGGUGCUGUUGAUGCUAACUGCUCCUGAUGAUGCUGCGGGGCAUACUGCUGGUGAUGAGAAAGAUGAUGAGGGCUGUGUUGCUGGUGGUAAUGUCUGGGCUGAAGCAGCGGUGGCGUCGAUGAUGUAGUAGUGGUGGCAGUCGUGGUAGUGGUAGUAGUAGAUGAAGACGAGGACGAUGAUCGGCGCGGAACGGGUAUCUGCAGCGAGGGUAUCUUGUGGGCAAAAAAUUUCCAUUUCCGAGGGUAUUGCCUCUCCAAAGAAGACGUCGUUGUCGAGGAGGGCGACCGUCGAUCAAAUUUUUCUUUCAACGCAGAAAAUAGGUGCGGCCGAAACGCUGACUCGUAGUGCCGAUGGUUGUCAAGUUGCGGCGUUGGUUCCAGGAACGCUGGUGCUUGUGCUGCUGCUUGUGCUUGCACUUGUGUUGCAGGUACUAUGGCUUGUUUCUGCAUUGCCAACUGCUCAUCUCCACAUGGUAGGGCUUGCUCAUCUUUUUUGUUGGGCGAAGCUGGCGACGGCGGGCGCAUCCUGGUUGACAGGUCCAGAAUUGGAGGCAGUUCCAAUGCGGUAGCAGAAGGUGGCGGCGUGGAUCCCACUACUACGGACGGACAAGCCGACGAUUGUACUGGCUGUGGCGCGUCCACAGACGGUGACGACGACGACGACGACGAGGACGAAACAAGUCGCAUCAUAUUAUAAUAAGAAAAAGGGGAGAAAGAGUGAAAAAAAUGGGAAGAGGGUGUGAGGGGAAAGAAGAAGAAAAGACAAAGUAAAAGAAAACCAAGAAGAGGAAAGGGGAUGUGGGUUUUGGUCCUUUGGGUUUGGAUGUGCGAGUGAAAAAAAAAAAAAA
This is a messenger RNA of Zychaea mexicana, 1013 nucleotides long. RefSeq lists its product as uncharacterized. NCBI's taxonomy places the organism in Eukaryota, Fungi, Mucoromycota, Mucoromycetes, Mucorales, Lichtheimiaceae. The record is from RefSeq and is a predicted model, not a curated record. The transcript is spliced from 2 exons. Bases 327 to 734 code for a protein of 135 amino acids.